Mytilus trossulus (common blue mussel) is the source of this 1934-nucleotide messenger RNA. RefSeq names its product ferric-chelate reductase 1-like. Bases 195 to 1523 code for a protein of 442 amino acids. Lineage: Eukaryota; Metazoa; Mollusca; Bivalvia; Mytilida; Mytilidae. The record is from RefSeq and is a predicted model, not a curated record. Gene Ontology annotation, cellular component: membrane. The transcript has 13 exons.
GUUAAUAUUUAUAUUUGAAAUUGGUACAUAAGGAGAAUGUAUAUUACCGACACGAAAUAUAGUAUAAUAUCCAUAUUAGCUAGCGAUUUAUAACCAACACCCGGACAUGUUUCAUACACACCAUAUUAUAACAUUGUGAAUAUUCGAUACAUAAAAUUGGAUAAUUAUCGAACACAUCUAAGAUAUUGUUUACAAUGAAUGUACUUUUGUUGUGGCUUUGUUUUCUGAUCGACACACACGCACUAUUUACUCCGGACAGUGAAUGUGGGAAAACAAAGGGCUGUUAUAGUGACUGUGGUGAUGAUGGCACUACGUUUCUUAUAUCAUGGACUAGUGACAGUACAGCAGUUAAUUUUACAAUUCAAGUAGAACUUACAUCUAAUGCUGAUCAGUAUGGUGCGAUUGGACUAUCAAAUUCUCAAUCAAUGGAUGAUACUAGUGUAACAUCAUGUCUAAUGACCAACAGUGCGAACACAAUUACAGCUCAGAACUCUUACAAUACAGGUCGCAGCAAUUCCCCUGUCACACCUAACCCAACUGACGGACUUUCUGGAGCAACAGGAAGCUAUAUAGGGAACGUAUUUACAUGUUCUUUUGCAAGAACACUAACAAACACUAACCCACAAGUGUUUGACCUCAACAGUGAUUAUUACAUACUGUAUGCAAGAGGAAGCGUAUCUGGUGGUAAUACGAUACAACAACAUGCAGCUUCUGGGAGGUCAUUUUCUUCAGUUAAAGUGGACUUACAAUCGUUAACCAACGUAUGUGCUGGAGUUGAUAUGAGAGUGAAAGCUCAUGGUUGUAUUGCCAUAAUAGCUUGGAUGAUACUAGCGAAUCUCGGUUAUUUCAUUGCCAGAUAUUAUAAACCGUUGUGGUCAAGCAAGAAAGUCUUUGGAAGUGAUAUAUGGUUUCUGAUCCACAGAGUACUGAUGGUUUCAGCAGCUGUUUUAACUAUAAUAUCGUUUGGUAUCAUAAUUCAAGGAAAGUUCACGGUAGGCAGCAACAACUUUGAGCGAUCUCAUCCAUACAUAGGGAUUAUAGUGUUUUGUUUUGUCAUUAUAAAUCCAGUACUUGGAAUUUUAAGACCUGAUAAACAAAGUAAAUACAGACCUGUGUUUUAUUGGGUUCAUUAUUGCAUUGGAGCAGGUGUUCUGAUAUUAGGCUUAAUAAACAUAUUUAUUGGGAUACGACUAGAAGAAACUGAUACUUCAAACCAAGCAUAUUAUGUAUUUCUUGGGUACGAAUCCUUCCAGAUUGCCAUGAUAGUAGUUCUUGAAGUACUUAAAUAUUUAGAAGGAAAGCAAGCAAAGCCCGUUGAAUCGGACAGGGAAAUGACGGCAGUUAGUAGCGAUGGUGUUGCAGAUAAAGAAGAAGCUAAAAAGGACAAAGUAGAGCAACCUUAUGCAUGGACGGUCAAGCUGAUCCUCCUUUGUGUACAUGUCAUUAUUACUGUGAUCUUACCAUUAGCUGUUGUCGGGAUUGUAGCAACAUCAACUUCAACCCAUCAACAUGAUCAACAUUAAUUCUUUUGUAUCGAAGGGCAUUCAAAUCAGGAACAAAACACAAGCAUUUGUUUAAGUAUUCAUCUUGCAUUUAAUAUUAUAACUAUCUAUGAAUCUUAACCAAAAAAGGCAAUGUGUAAUUGAAGGAUUUGACGAAAAUCUAUUUCAUUAUUCAUACAGUUGAAAUUCAGAAUAAGUUCAAAUACUUUUAGUGAAUGUGUGAACUUUAACAUCCCGAAUAAGUAAAAGAACUUUGGAACAAAAGAAGAUCAAUACUCUAUAAAAACCUUGUUUAAUUUUUAUAAGAAAUAUUUGUCUUGCCAUUAAGUAAAGGCAGUAAGGUUUGAAUCUGUCUGUGAUAUUACUUUAUGUACGUUAAUAAAGAAAAAUUAAUAUAUUUAUAUAUAAACAAAAUUAUUUUAAAAUUAAGAA